This is a messenger RNA of Linepithema humile (Argentine ant), 792 nucleotides long. Its product is annotated as RNA-binding protein 7. Lineage: Eukaryota; Metazoa; Arthropoda; Insecta; Hymenoptera; Formicidae. The record is from RefSeq and is a predicted model, not a curated record. Gene Ontology annotation, molecular function: single-stranded RNA binding. Gene Ontology annotation, cellular component: nucleus. Gene Ontology annotation, biological process: regulation of alternative mRNA splicing, via spliceosome.
AAGUAGAACACAAUUUUUCACGAGGAUGGACGACAAUGCGCGCACGCUUUAUUGUGGAAAUCUAAGCGAUAAAGUAACCGAGGAUGUUCUCUACGAAUUAUUUUUGCAAGGAGGUCCUGUACAAAAAAUAAGUAUUCCUAAGGACCGUGAUGGGAGACAAAGACCAUUCGGAUUCGUCACGUACAAACACAGAAAUUCUGUGGAUUAUGCUUUGCGUCUAUUUGAUGGUACCAGAUUGUACGAUCGUCCCAUUAAUAUGCAACCAAGGAACCAUACAGAAUCGCAUCCAGCAGAACCACCUCCGAAUCCAGUUCAAAAUUUGAAUUAUAUGUUGGAACUGGGUCAGCAAAUGAUUUUAGGAAAUUAUCCACCUCAAAUCAGCGAUAUUGCAUUUGACCCAAAUAUUUCACAAGAUGCUUCAGGAUGUCAGAGGCAAGUGGAUGCAAACUCUGGUAAUGAUGAUAGGAAUAAGAGAAACCAUCCUUAUCAGAGAAACAGAGAUAGAAAUCUAGAUAGAGACAGAAAUCGAGACAGAGAUAGAGGAGAUAGGGAAAUAGAGAGAGAUGGGAAAAGAAAUAGAGAACGAAAUCAUGGCGAUUAUUACAGAGACGAAAGAUCAUACUAUAAUCGUGAUAAUAAUUAUCGUUCCAAUGGCUACUCACGAUAUAAUGAUCAUAGAAAAAGAUGGACUUAUCAUUAAUACCAAUUAUAUUCUGAUUACAUAUGUCGCUGAUAAGAUUUUCAUUUAAUCCUUAAAUUUGCUUUGUUUAACAUUUAUUCUAUUUUUUGUUU